AUGGAUGCCACACGCCGCAACAGCAGCAUCGUCCAGGUGGACGGCGAGCAGGCCCGCAAGAUGUCGCUCGCGAACGCCGACAUCAAAGAGCUCACUCGCGACGCCGCGAAGGCCACCGAAGCCGAGCAGAAGAUGGGCCUGAUGGAGGGCUUGCGACUGUACCCCAAGGCCGUCGGGUGGUCAGUCCUCUUGUCCGGCGCCAUCAUCAUGGAAGGGUUCGACAUCGUGCUCAUCGCCAACCUGCUCGCGGUCCCCGCGUUCAAGAGGCACUUUGGCGAACAGCUUCCCAACGGCACGUACGAGAUCACGGCUGCUUGGCAGUCGGGUCUUACCAACGGUGCGUACGUUGGUGAGUUCCUCGGUUUGAUGAUCAAUGGUAUCAUUGCGGAACGCUAUGGCUACAAGAAGACUAUGAUUGGCGCCCUGACCGCGGUAACGGGUCUUAUCUUUAUUGUUUUCUUCGUCCAGAGCAUCCAAAUGCUCCUGGCUGGUCUCAUUCUUCUCGGUGUACCGUGGGGUGUCUUCCAGACGCUCACCACUACCUAUGCCGCUGAAGUCACCCCCGUCCCGCUCCGCCCGUACCUUACCACCUAUGUCAACCUCUGCUGGGUCAUUGGCCAGUUCCUCGCAUCAGGUGUCUUGAAAGGUGUCGCAGAGCGCCCAGACGAGUGGGCCUACCGAAUUCCCUAUGCUUUACAAUGGAUCUGGCCCGUUCCUUUGAUCAUUGGCAUUGCCUUUGCUCCCGAAUCUCCCUGGUGGCUCGUUCGCAAGGAGCGAUACGAGGACGCAAAGAAGCAACUCCUCCGCCUCACUUCCCUCGAACGCGAGUCCAACUUCAACCCCGAUGAGACCAUUGCCAUGAUGAAGCACACCAACGAAAUGGAAAAGGCCGUCACCACCGGAAGCUCCUACAUCGACUGCUUCAAGGGCACCGAUCUCCGCCGUACUGAGAUUGCUUGCUUCGUGUGGUUCACCCAGUCCUUCUGCGGUUCCUCCUUCAUGGGUUUCUCCACCUACUUCUUCGAGCAGGCCGGUUUGGACACUGCCAAUGCUUUCUCCAUGUCUCUCGGCCAAUACGCUCUCGGUGCUGUCGGUGUCUUCACUGCUUGGUUCUUGAUCCCUCACUUCGGACGUCGAACACUCUACAUCUCGGGUCUAGUCGUCCAAUUCUGUCUCCUCCUUAUCAUCGGUUUCGCAGGCAUCGCACCAAAGGGCAACACCGGAGCACAAUGGGCCAUCGGCGCUAUGCUGCUCAUCUUCACAUUCGUCUAUGACUGCACAGUCGGCCCCGUCUGCUACUCCCUGGUCGCUGAGUUGCCUUCCACCCGUCUCCGCCAGAAGACUGUCGUCCUCGCCCGUAACACCUACAACAUUGCCUCCAUCAUCGGCAACAUUUUGACCCCCAGGAUGUUGAACCCUGGUGCCUGGGCGUGGGGCGCUAAGUCUGCCUUCUUCUGGGCAGGCAUGUGCUUCUUGUGCUUGGUCUGGUGCUGGUUCCGUCUCCCAGAGCCCAAGGGCCGUACUUACGGAGAGUUGGAUAUCCUGUUCGAGCAGGGCGUCCCCGCCAGGAAGUUCUCUUCCACUGUCGUUGAUGAGCUCAAGUUUUCCGAUUCCGACUCGUAUGACGAGAAGAAGGAGGCCAAUGCCCACCUCGAGGCUGUCCCUUCUUCGACCGUUUAAAGUUCCCACUUGAUGUAAAU
Aaosphaeria arxii CBS 175.79 is the source of this 1700-nucleotide messenger RNA. Its product is annotated as sugar transporter. The transcript has 2 exons. Gene Ontology annotation, cellular component: membrane. The coding region runs from base 1 to 1680 and encodes 559 amino acids. Gene Ontology annotation, molecular function: carbohydrate:proton symporter activity. Gene Ontology annotation, biological process: transmembrane transport; carbohydrate transport. NCBI's taxonomy places the organism in Eukaryota, Fungi, Ascomycota, Dothideomycetes, Pleosporales. The record is from RefSeq and is a predicted model, not a curated record.